Messenger RNA from Cynara cardunculus var. scolymus (artichoke), 2753 nucleotides. Its product is annotated as heterogeneous nuclear ribonucleoprotein Q. The coding region runs from base 63 to 2498 and encodes 811 amino acids. The record is from RefSeq and is a predicted model, not a curated record. Gene Ontology annotation, cellular component: nucleus. NCBI's taxonomy places the organism in Eukaryota, Viridiplantae, Streptophyta, Magnoliopsida, Asterales, Asteraceae. The transcript has 12 exons. Gene Ontology annotation, molecular function: mRNA binding.
UUCAUCAAAUUCACGAGUUGUUGAUUUUCCAGAUCGAUUAGACCAAUUUUGAGGAGAGAGCGAUGCCUCCGAAAUCGGCGAGGAAGUCAGUCGGCCCAGGGAGAAGAGGCGGAAGAGCAAGAGGAACACCGAAGGUGUCGGCGCAGCCUGAUCCGGAGGCAGUAGUGGUGCCUGAAGAAUCCGUGAAACCGGUUGAGGAGGCACCGGUUGAGGCUAAGGAAGAGGAGGAUCCAGCUUUGGGUAAAGAAGAGGAGGUGCCGGUUGGGGUUAAAAAGGCGGACGCCGUGAAGGUCCAAGAGGCCAAUGAAGAAAAAGUGGAAAAGGUCGAGGAGAAACCGGUGGCUGAUAAUGGGAUUGAUCGUUCAAAGAGGGAAGACAAUGAUGUGAAAGAUUCUGUCGAGGAAUAUGAAAAAGGGGAACGGUUGGACUUGGAGGAUAAUGAUCCAGAAGAAUCCGAACCUGAGGAGUAUGUUGGUGAGGAUUAUGAUGAGAAGGAGGUUGUAGAGGAUGUUCAAGAAGAGGUACUUGAUGUGGAGGAAGAAGUUGAGGAUGGGGAUGUUGGUGAGGAUGAAGAGGGUGAUGAUAUACCUGAGGGAGAAAUGGAAGAUCCUCCGGAGGAGUUGGAGCCCGAGGAGGAGGAGCAUGCUGCUGAAGAGCAUGCUGGAAUGGCGGAUGCAGAGGAGCAAGAGCAGCAUGAUGUUUUCAAAGAGAGACGUAAACGAAAAGAGUUUGAAAUCUUUGUCGGGGGAUUGGACAAAGAUGCUACUGAGGAGGACCUUAGGAAAGUCUUUAGUGAAGUUGGAGAGGUUUCUGAAGUCAGACUUAUGAUGAAUGCUCAGUCCAAGAAGAACAAGGGAUUUGCAUUCCUCCGUUUUGCAACUGUGGAGCAGGCAAAACGAGCUUGUGUAGAGCUAAAAAAUCCUGUGGUUCAUGGGAAACAAUGUGGUGUUUCGCCAAGUCAAGACAGUGAUACACUAUUUUUGGGUAAUAUAUGCAAGACAUGGACCCAGGAAGCUCUGAAAGAAAAGUUGAAAAACUAUGGAAUUGAUACCGUGGAGGAUUUGACAUUGGUAGAAGACAGUAAGACUGAUGGAACUAAUCGGGGCUUUGCCUUUUUGGAGUUCUCUUCCCGUUCGGAUGCUAUGGAUGCUUUUAAGCGUCUGCAAAAGAGAGAUGUGACAUUUGGUGUUGAUAGGCCAGCUAAGGUUUCUUUUGCAGAUUCUUUCAUUGACCCUGGUGAUGAGAUCAUGGCCCAGGUUAAGACUGUUUUUGUGGAUGGCCUGCCUUCUUCUUGGGAUGAGGUUCGAGUGCGGGAUCUUCUCAAGAAAUACGGGGAGGUGGAGAAAAUUGAGCUUGCCCGUAAUAUGCCUUCUGCCAGAAGAAAGGAUUAUGGAUUCAUCACCUUUGGAACACAUGAUGCAGCUGUGACAUGUGCUAAAAGCAUUAAUAAUGUAGAGCUGGGAGAAGGAGAGAACAAGGCUAAAGUGAGGGCCAGAUUGUCACGACCACUUCAGAGAGGCAAAGGAAAACACAUCUCACGUGGUGAUUUUCGACCUGGUCGAGCUGCCUCUGGAGGUUUUAGGGGUCCAUGGGCUCGUCCGGUACCACGCAAUUUGCCUCCACGCGGUAUAAGAAGACUUGGUGGACGUCUACCACCUGUUGUUGAUCGUAGUGUUAGGAGGCCUGUUGGGUUAAGGGAUCGACGGCCUGUUGUCGCCUUGCCACCAAGAGGGAGGCCAGUGGCUCCUUUACCGAGGUCCUAUGAUAGGAGGCCUCCUGUUCCUUCACACACCAAGAAUAGCCUGAAGCGGGAUUAUGGUCGACGUGAGGAGCUUCCGCCGAGGAGCAGAGCGAUUGCUGGCAGAGCAAUUGCUGAGUAUGGUCCUCCUAGGUCUACCUCGGAGAGAAACUCAUCUUACAGAGACAGUUAUCCUACUCGUGGACCUACCUAUGCUGAUCUACCAAGAGGGUCCUCUCACUCUACAUCAAGGAGAGCCUACACAGAUGGUGGCUAUUCAACAAGGUUUGAGAGACCGCCACCAAGUUAUCGCGAGGGUCGCCCUCGUGAUUAUGAUCCUGUUCCUGGGUCAAAGCGUCCAUAUGCUGCACUGGAUGAUGUUCCACCCCGCUAUGCUGAUGCCGAAGUACGCCAAUCGCGAGUUCGUUUGGAUUAUGAAAUUGGAGGUGGAUCUUCACAAUAUGGAGAUGCAUAUAGCGAUAGACUUGGAAGAUCAAACAUAGGUUAUGGUAGUAGCAGGAGUUCAAUGUCUGCUCAGGAUUCUCAUGGUCUUUAUAGCAGCCGUCAGGGUCUGGCAUACGGUGGAGGAUCUUACAGUGGCAGUGAUGGUGGUGGUAUAUACUCAUCAAGCUAUGGUGGCGAUUACAUCUCUCGUGGCAGUGAUGUUGGCGGAAGCUCUUACUCAUCAUCGCUGUAUUCUGGUCGUAGCUUGGGUGGCAGUGGUUACAUGGGUAGUGGAGGCUCUGGAUCCUACUAUUGAGAUAGUUUGAUGAAGAGGCUGCUGUAGAAUGCGAUUUUCAAAGGUCAUGCGUUAUGAUGUCUGCAGCUUGGUCAUGGAGCAUGAAUCUUAGAAAAGCCUCUUGUUAUGUGAAAGGGGAUGAUCAACUGGUCUUGAUUCUGAUUAGAUGAAGUACAUGUUAGAUUGAUGGUUUAAGUGUAUGACCUCAUACUUUAUGCAGUAAGAGAAUCUCGACACUGGUUUUUAUGAAUGCAAGUUCCAAAUUCGAUCUUUGUG